GAUUUUAUCCCAUAAUGUUAGAGGAGGAGAGGGCAUUUCAAGAACCUGUAUUUCAUCUCUCCUGUACAAAUUGCAAUCCACGUCAAAUUUCCUCAGCUCCAAUUUUCCCAAUUUUCCUAUUUUGAUAAAAUUCAUACAAAUUUUUUUGCUUAAACUUUGCAUUUGAAAAUGGCGAAUUCUGAGGAAUCAAGCCCCCUUUUGCCAAACCAACAAGAAGAACAAAUGAUGCAGGCUGAAAUGAAAUCCGGGGUCACCGCUAAAACUACAGCUCCUCCGCAUGUAGAGGCGGUGAAACAAUCGCAUACGGAGGUACCGAUGGGCUGGCCUGCUGAUGGGCUGCCUCUGAGCGUGAUGGGUGAGCCCAUGGCCAUGAUGCAUAGGGCACAAUGGGACUCCGGCCUCUGUGAUUGUCUUGGAAGGAACGAUGACUUCUGCAGCAGCGAUCUUGAAGUUUGUUUAUUGGGUAGUAUGGUCCCUUGCGUGCUCUAUGGAAGCAAUGUCGAGAGACUUGGAGACACUCCUGGUACUUUCAGUAAUCACUGCUUGCCAUACACUGCUCUUUAUUUGCUUGGGAAUUCCUUUUUUGGCUGGAACUGUCUCGCACCCUGGUUUUCAUAUCCAGUACGUUCAGCCAUUCGCCAGAAGUUUAACCUAGAGGGAAAUUGCGAGGCGCUUGCUAGAUCCUGUGGAUGUUGUGGAAGCUUUAUGGAGAAUGAUGUUCAACGUGAGCAAUGCGAAUCUGUCUGUGAUUUUGCAACUCAUGUCUUCUGCCAUCUAUGUGCCCUUUGCCAGGAAGGUCGUGAGGUUCGUCGCAGGCUCCCUCAUCCCGGGUUUAAUGCUCAACCAAUCUUGGUCAUGAUUCCGCCUGGGGAACAGGCCAUGGAUCGUGGGGUGUAAUGUAAUUACGCGCUGGGCGUACAGGGUUUGCAUAUUCGUAUUGUUUUGAUACUAUUUUUUUGAACUUGUGUUGAAAUGUAUAAUGAAUUUAUGUUUUAGUCAAUUAAUUUGUCAAGUGAAAAAUGUUGAUACUGUAUUGUCUCUGUUUAAAACGUGUAAAGUUACUUCUGAAGAUACUUGUGCAUGUUUGGAUAUUAUUUCUAACUAGUUUUUGAACCUGUUUGAAUAAA
Olea europaea var. sylvestris is the source of this 1127-nucleotide messenger RNA. RefSeq names its product cell number regulator 8-like. The coding region runs from base 169 to 897 and encodes 242 amino acids. The transcript has 3 exons. NCBI's taxonomy places the organism in Eukaryota, Viridiplantae, Streptophyta, Magnoliopsida, Lamiales, Oleaceae. The record is from RefSeq and is a predicted model, not a curated record.